AUACUUUUAAAUAGAGUUCCGAAUGUCGCAUUUCACACGCACAAACCAUAGAGAGAAAAAAACGUUCACUCCAUGGACGAGAAAAUGGACGUUGUCAUCGUUAUAUCGGACGAUGACAACACCGAAGAAGACAGUGCAAAUGGCGGAGAUGAUAGCGAGGAUAUUGAACAAAGCACAGAGCAGCACGCUGAACUUACAAGUGAUCAACUCUCCCUCCAAUAUGAGCGGGAUCUGGAAAUGGCUAUCGAAUUGAGUCUGCAGACCAAUUUGGCAGCUACAGCCAGCUCCUCAUCAGAGUCUAGAAAAUCAGCCAAAAGGGCUUUAAUGCACAACAGAACCUGGUGCAACAUUCGCCAGGAGAAACAAAACUUGAAGCAACGUCCAGGUAGCGCUACUGAACGGGUAUCCACACCCACGGUAGACGAUGAUUCUGACGACUUGCCUGACCUGGACACUAACGAGGAGUGCAUCUAUGUUCAGGUGUACGAGGAGGAAAUAAACGAUGACAGCGACUGCAUGAUUGUGGAAGACUCGUAUCAAGUUGUGUCUGGCUGUACAGGUAUUACAAAAAACAAAGGCUCUGUACCAGAAAAAACAGUAAAAAAUGAGUAUAAAAAAUUGGCAGUCACCUCUACAGACACUAAACAUAAAUCAGAGAAAACCAGUUAUACUGUUCAGAGUGACAGUGAUCGAGGAAUUGAUUUUGAAAAAACUAUGGAAUCAAAGACAGGCAAAGCAUUGGAUUCAUCCAAAACCAGUUCUGGUGAAACAGAUUCUCCAGAACCGAGUGAUAAGGAAACUGAUAGCAGUAAAAAUGGUAGGAAGAAACUUCCUAUUUUGUCAUUGGAAGGACGCGCCAAGCUGGCAAACAUUCUAAAGACAGUGAAUCCCAGGAACCUUCAGAAGUCCAAGAGUGUGGAGGAGUCGAGCAAAGGGCAGAGUGCUACAGGACAUUCAUCGAAAAGCAAAGAAAAAUGGCCCUUCACUAUCGAAAGACAUUUCUCAGACAUUUUGAGUGGGGGUUCACCCCUGGAGAAUGACACUGGUGUGCACCUGAGGAGGAAUUCACCAGACAAGAUUAAGACAAAUUGGAAAUCAAGCAAUCCUGCUACACUGAGUCCUCCCGUCCUUCCUAAAGGAUCAUUCCAACCCAUCACCUCAAGUCCGGGGCAAGAACACCCGCCACUGUUACAGCCCCAGGUGACCAAGCCCAGUCUGGGGCAAGAACACCUGUCACUGUUACAGCCCCAGGUGACCAAGCCAAGUGCAUUCGCAAACUACACAUCUACAAAAUCACCAGGAAGUUCUCCUACUCCAUCAAAACGCCUCAAGCUAGGCAGACACAGUAGUACUGGUGGGGUCAGUGACAAGAUUACGAAAAACAAUUUCCAAAUUGUGAACAUGAAGUUAGGUAAAUCUUUAUCCUUUGAAGCUAAUAUUCCUAAACGUCGAGUUAUAAGAAGACCAAGUGAAGUUGUGUUGGAAGGCUGGAACUCAAAAUGUACAGAUGUGCGGAACUUUUUCAAACCCAUCCCAUCGUCAUCUUCUACAAGUGAAAUGCCAACAAGGACACUAAAAGACUGGCAAAACUUAAAACCAUUCAAUGUUGAGUUCCCAGUCAACGAGGGUCUGGAGGAUUCUCUCUCUUUGAAAUUAUCUAAGAUGCAUAUAGAUACUAUAGGAGUGUGCUUUGAGGAAGAGGGACCAUAUUGCCUUCGCCACGCUAUAAAAUUUACACACGACUUUUCUCUCAAAUAUGCCCCAACGGGUGACAUUAUAAAACAAAUGUUGUACAAGGGGAUAAUAGAGAACAAUCAGGUGGAUUUAAUAUAUAGUUCAUAUCGAACCCUGAAGCUGAUUCAGCAAAAAUAUCCAGGGAUAAUCCAGAUCGACUGGGAUACAAUCAAGCUUGUGAUGGAUACCGUCAACUUAGGGCUCAGUUUCAUACAGCAGGAUGUAGUUGUCCUUCUCCGAGCCAGUCUGUUCCUCCAGCUUACAGUAACGUGCUAUGAAGAUGAGCUUUAUAAUCGUGAUGUGGUCGACCCAAAGGGUUUGCGUCAGUCCAUGGCGUACAGGAGUCUUACUUCAGACAGUUUGUCAUACACGGGGGGCGUCAAACAACUCACCAACUGGAUUGUCUGUUGUCUCACCUAUGGAGAGUUUCAAGAAGUACAGGAGAUUUCAUCACCCUUUUUUCGUGAAAGAAACCCCGAUAAACACCAACCUAACCCAAAUCCUGAAGAAAACGUAAUUCUACGACAAGAACUUCGUAAGUUACUACCACUGUUGCAGCGACUUCUUAAGAUCGCCAUCGAGAUAAACCUGAGUAGUUCUGACUGUGCCAGGACUUGCGCCACUGAGCUAAUGAAGAGCUUUGUUUACCUUAGUCUCAGUUACAAGAAGUUGCUGCUACAGACGAUGCAGUCGAAUCUGCUCCAGUUCAAACUGGUGUCACUGAUGCUGGAAAAUUACUGUGAUUGUGAUGCUUUCUCUUACUACGAGUUCCCGUCCAGUGUCAGGGACGUGGUGGAGAGCUUGUUCCAGGCCCAGCCCCCACGAAUGAUGAACACACCUCCCACGACCCCCCAGUCUGAGGAGGAAGCAGGGGAUGGAGACGGGGAGCAUGGGGGCAGAUAUGUACCAAAGGUUUCCUCCGUAGCAGUGGAAGAGCUUGCCAUGCUACAGUAUUAUGCCUUGCAAAGUUAUUUGCAGUGUUCUAAAGCUAAGAGCCACAUUCCACUGAGGGUCAGAGUGAAGUCAGCCGAGAAAGAGUUUGGCAGUCUGUCUGCUGAGAACCUGAAGGAGUUGGAGAAGUUGCCUGGUCACGUAGAGGAGCUACGGGGUCACUACCUACAGCUUGCCAUCGACCUCACCCAGGACACAGAGAAAUAUCUGAUGAUGAUGCUCUGUUUGAAGGAUGUGACAGUCAAAUGUUGAAUAGUGUCGUAAGUCAUUAACUUUACCAAGGGCACUGUGGAGAAAUACAACACAAUUCUUUGUCAAAAUAAUGCGAAAGUCAAACACUAGAGCGUUGUUGGCGUAACAGUCAAAGUAGCUUCAUGUAACACCACUGUAGCAACUUACUGAAUACCCAGACAUUUUCACUACAGCUUAACAUUCGUCUUUUUCGCUCUCCCCAAUGAGAGCAAAUAUCAUGACAGCGAAUUUAAGUACACAACAUGCAAAAUAUAGUAAUUACAUAUAUAUAUGAAGGGCAAGAUUAACACUGUGUGAAUAUUGACUGGGCAAAAGUUUCCCAGUAUAGUGAGUAUAGAGUAUAUACCACCACUACCACUAGUACUGGUAAAUGUAUACUACACUACCACUAGUACUGGUACAUGUAUACCACCACUACCACAAGUACUGGUACAUGGAUACUACACUACCACUAGUACUGGUACAUGUAUACCACCACUACCACUAGUACCGGUACAUGUAUACCACCACUACCAC
Messenger RNA from Mizuhopecten yessoensis (Yesso scallop), 3453 nucleotides. RefSeq lists its product as uncharacterized. The transcript has 4 exons. The record is from RefSeq and is a predicted model, not a curated record. Bases 73 to 2937 code for a protein of 954 amino acids. NCBI's taxonomy places the organism in Eukaryota, Metazoa, Mollusca, Bivalvia, Pectinida, Pectinidae.